Molecule: messenger RNA, 684 nt
Organism: Cordyceps militaris CM01
Lineage: Eukaryota; Fungi; Ascomycota; Sordariomycetes; Hypocreales; Cordycipitaceae
Exons: 1
Coding region: 1-684 (227 amino acids)
Source: RefSeq, a predicted model, not a curated record
AUGCGCAGCUCAAUUGUCCUCGCCGCCUCGGCUGCUAGUCUGGUCUCAGCCAACAACAAAUGCAAGGUGCCAAGCGUCGACGUUCCGGCGUGUCCAGCCUGGGGCACGGUGCGCUACAACAGCAGCGUGCCUGACCGCGACGCGUUCCCGGCGACGCAGGUUGAUCUCUGCUACACCGACACGGAGCUCGCCAUCACGUUUACGGCGCGCAACGAGACCAACUUCUACUUUGACCCGAAACAGGGCACCAACGGGGAUAUCUGGGAGUACGAGGUCAUGGAAGCCUUCAUCCACAAGGGCACCGACGACCCGCAGACGUACCUCGAGUUUGAGGUCAGCCCCAACAACGUCACAUACCAGGCCUUUGUGUACAACCCGUCCAAGAACCGCGCCGCGGGCGCGCCGUUUGACCACGCAUUCAUCUCGGACCCAGCCGCCGACGGCUUCUCGGCCAAGACGACGCUGGAUAGGGCCAAGCAGACGUGGGUGAGCGCCGUCAAGAUCCCGCUCGGCCUGUUCAACGUCGACAAGGGCAAGGCCAAGGGGACCAAGUGGCGGAUGAAUUUUUUCAGGACAGUCGUGAGCCCGCAGACGUACCCGGACCAGGGACUGGGGGCGUGGAGCGUGCCAGACAAGGCGAGCUUUCACAUUUCAAAGUUCUUUGGCAAUGUCAACUUUGUCUAG